Messenger RNA from Acytostelium subglobosum LB1, 693 nucleotides. RefSeq lists its product as hypothetical. The transcript is spliced from 2 exons. The record is from RefSeq and is a predicted model, not a curated record. The annotation marks the transcript as partial. Lineage: Eukaryota; Evosea; Eumycetozoa; Acytosteliales; Acytosteliaceae.
CUUUAUAGUUUGAAUACACCAAAUGUUGCCAAAGUGUAUAUUAUGUUGGAGUUGUUGGAGUUACCUUUCGAAGUUGUUACAGUCAAUAUUAUGAAGGGUGAUCAGUUCAAGGAUGAAUAUAUCCAAAUCAAUCCAAAUAGUAAGAUACCUGCUAUUGCCGAUCCCAAUGUACCAGCUGGUUCCCAACCAAUCAUCCUAUUCGAGAGUGGAAACAUCCUUGUCUAUCUCGCCCAGAUCUAUGGCCAAGGCAACUAUCUCCCCAACUCUCAAUCCAACGCACAAGAGCACUACAAUGUCCUUGGCUGGCUAUUCUUCCAAAUGUCAUCAAUUGGUCCAAAUAUGGGACAGUACCAUCAUUAUACUGCUUAUACUAAGGAUAAUGUGGAUUAUUCGAGGAAGAGACAUUAUAAUGAGGUUAGACGUUUGUUCCAUGUAAUUGAGAAACAGUUGGCCAAGCAUGCAUUUGUGGCAGGUCAUCAAUUAUCAAUUGCAGAUGUAGCAAUUUAUCCUUGGAGCAAGUAUAUUCAUACAUAUCCAGACUUAUCAGAGAGUGAAUUCCCAUUGCUUUAUGAUUAUCAUAGACGUAUGGCCUUAUUACCAGCAUCACAAUCCUAUGAACGAUACAACGACUCGUUAUCGGAUGCCAAGAAGACUGAACUCUCCGAAGAAGAGCGCAAAAUACUCUUUGGACGC